AUGACGUUGAACGUUGGAACGGGUGCUCCCCCGUCUCUUCAUCAGCAGCAGACACACUCUCCUCAGAUUCUUGAACCAAGCAGUCCCUUGAGACGGUAUACAGUUGGCUCACCCAAAUCUUCAACUCUCAAGCCUGUUGCUUCGCCCGCUCCAACAUUUCCCCCACAACAAUUUCUUCCCUUGCUGUCACCACAUCAAGAGCUCACAAUCCAGCCCCGUAGCUUCUCGACAGAACAAUCUCAACAGACUAGAGUCAAUUCUCAAUCUCGCAAAGUUUACCCUCCCGCUCGACGACGGCAAAAUUCAAAGUCACCAGAGCGAAAUCGAGGAACUGGGGGGACGGUACAAGGGAAUGGGCGAAGGAGUUACCACAAUCAAACAGCUGGUUCAAAACAUAGCACACCGGCCAUGCAAGGAAGGAGGAAUGAAGGAGGACAGUCGAUAGCAAUUCAGAGGCCUUCAUUGAAGUACAAUCGAUCAAAUUCAUCGGUUCAAUCAAGCUCGUUGCCAUCAACGCCCAAUCAUAACCCCCGCCAGUCGAACGGGCUUUCUCGAAGCCCUUCGCCAUCAUGCCCUCUUGAUUCCCCAAGAUCAGCACUAUCAGAACCCGUCACAGUAACCCCAUAUAAACCGCCAGUUAGCGGAUGUAUAUAUGAGACUGCAUUGGUCAACGCACGUAGGCGGAUGCCUUAUGCUCUUGGCAAUGAUAAAAUCGCUCCUGCGAGGCCAAAGCUGGAAAAGUUGGCUCCUGAGCAGGAGGCUAAGCUAACAAAGGAUAUGCUUGAUUUAUUUGAAGUACUAAAACCAGAUAGUGGGAGCAAUGAGAGACGGAGGCGAUUUUUGGUCAAGCUUGAAAGGCUUCUGAAUGAUGAAUGGCCAGGCCAUGACAUAAAAGUGCACGCUUUUGGCUCAACAGAAAAUCAUCUCUGCAUGAGCGACUCCGACGUGGAUGUGUGUAUAACAACAACGUGGAAAGAAUUCAACCACGUCUGUAGGCUGGCGAGAACACUUGCUAAACAUGGCAUGGAAAGAGUUGUUUGUGUUCCUGGAGCAAAAGUUCCUAUCGUAAAGGUAUGGGAUCCAGAAUACGAAGUUGCCUGCGACAUGAAUAUCAACAACACACUUGCCCUGGACAAUACCAAGAUGAUUAAGACCUAUGUUGAAAUCGAUGAUCGAGUUCGCCCCCUGGCAAUGAUUAUCAAACAUUGGACAAAACAAAGAUCGUUGAACGAUGCUGCUGGCGGUGGAACAUUAAGUUCAUACACGUGGAUUUGCAUGAUCUUAAACUUUCUCCAGACUAGAGACCCGCCUAUUCUCCCUUCAUUGCAUCAAAGGCCUCAUAAGAAAAGGCCGCCUAUAAGUGGAGUCGACAUCUCAUUUGAUGAUGAUAUCGAAACGUUGAGGGGGUUUGGCAUGAACAAUAAGGAAACCCUUGGCGAAUUGAUUUUUGCUUUUUUCAAGAAGUACGGGUAUGACUUGGAUUAUGAUACCAGUGUGAUAUCAGUAAGGCAUGGGAGACUUUUGACAAAGGAAGAAAAAGAGUGGCAAUUCAAGCAAAAUAACCGACUCUGCGUUGAGGAACCAUUCAACACCUCUCGGAAUCUUGGAAACACCGCAGACGAUUACUCAUGGAGAGGUUUACAUCAAGAAUUUAGAAAAGUUUACCAGAUUUUAGCAGAGAAAGCUGAUCUAGCCGCCUGCUUGGAACUCUUUGUAUUCCCACCCGAGGAACCACAUCUCCCGUUACCGUCACAUCCGCCCCAACAUCGUCCUAUAUCUAUCGCUCGAAGUAACUCGAGCCAUGUAAAGCGACGUGAGUUUAAUGGAAAUAAUGGAAGGGGCCGAGGACCGCAAUGGUAUAACAGUAACAAUAACCACAACAGCCACAACAACCACAAUAACCACAACAAUCACAAUAGUCACAAUCAUAACAGCCAUGGCAACCACAAUAGGCCAAAUCAAAAUAAAAGGGCUUCUAAUGGGACUUAUGGCGCCCAGUUAUCUCAGCAAUAUCUCCCGCAAGAUAUUUUUGGAUACAUCCAUACACCACAAGACCAAAUCCUUGCUUUACAAGCCCAGUUUCACCAAGCUCACGUACGUGCCCAGGCGAUUGCUCAAGCACAGGCUGUUCAGCAGGCACAAGUCCACGCUCAGACGUACGGUCAGCAGUCACAGUCAUCCGCAGCUUCCAUUAAUUCAUUGGGCUCUGCGCAAAAUCACCAAGACGCUCUUGCCUUACAUCCGCUGGCAUCCUAUGCGUAUUUUGCCCAGCUCUGGGGAAUGAAUCUCUACUAUCCUGGCCCUUUACAUUCCGAAGGCACAUCAACGCCAACAUCCCCGCAUAUUGCAAACGAUACCAGGAGUGGGCAUGGUCGAGGAAGGCGUCAAAAUGGGUAUAGUGCGGGCCCAAGAUCGCAAUCACAACCGCCUCCUGAUAUGUACCCAAACCCAGGUUACGGAAAUGGAACAUCUACAGUUGGAGCGCCUGGAUCGGAGGAUGAAGAUUUUGCCGAUCAUUCCUCAAACGGGAAUCCCGUAACACCUCCAGCAGAGGAACAAGAUGAGUAUGUGGGUUACUAUGACAUUGGCGGUUCACUACAACAUGUACCUGCUGUUGUGGACUCAGUUGAGGAGGAGGAGGAGGAACCUUUUCUAGAACAAAAGAGCUUAGUAGACCGGCAAAAGCGUUUAUCGCAGGAGAAACUACCAACUCCGCUAUUAGGAACGUCACGAGAUGCAUCGGGUGCUCUUCGUUUGGAAAAUGCCUCUCCUUCUCGUGAUUGUUUCAAUGACCAUCGUGGUCCUGUGAUCGUCAAUGGGUCAAUUCCAGUGUCAUCCUCGACCUACACAGAUACUCCUUUCUCAAAUCUCUCGCCUUCAUCGGAGACUCUUUAUUCCUACGAUGGAUCAUCUCCAAGUAUAGAAUGCCAUGGAUCAGAUGGAACAUCGGAUGUAGCAGCCACGGAAUUAAAAGAAAUUUCUGGACACACUCAAUUAUAUGCCCAGAAGCUGUUGGAGGUACAUACACAAGCGGCUGGUGGUCGCCCUGAGAAUGAUCUGACAGCUUCCAAUAUGGUGCAACAACAUAUUGACACCUCAAUAUCCGACCCCAGUAUUCUAUCAUCGCCAAAAGCGGAAUCUCGCCCUUUACAGUUGAUUUCGGAUGAUGAAACAACUGAGCCUAGCAAUUCCACACGAUUAUCUCCCAAUCUUCGACAGCGUGCAGCUACUCAACAAUUACUUUGGAGUAACACUAGAGUCCCAGUAAUAGAUACCUUGAAGCCUAAGGGUUGCGGUUUACCCCAAGAGGAACUUGAUGUACCACCUACACCUGUACCUGAUGUCUUGGCGCCUUCACCGAUACCUAAAAAGGACGACAAGAAUGACGUUCCUACAAAACAGCAGCAUAAAAAUGGGCGCAGUCGUAAGCCAGUCCGAUCUACCAAUAGUUCGGAAAAACCUCCAACUCCUACCGAAAAAUCGACUGCAAAAAAUGGAGCUGGUUCGAAGCAAAGGAAUGGAACAGCAAGUAAUGGCACUAAAGCAAAUGCCGGCCCAAGGUCUGGCACAAAGAAUGGCUCAUGGGAAAGGAUAGGAAAUACCGGCAAGGGAAGAAAGCCAGUGGUUCAGAAAACAGUAGAUUCCGUCCCAUUAAAUGAAAUCGAACGAAAGGGUGGCUGA
Molecule: messenger RNA, 3681 nt
Organism: Morchella importuna
Lineage: Eukaryota; Fungi; Ascomycota; Pezizomycetes; Pezizales; Morchellaceae
Exons: 4
Coding region: 1-3681 (1226 amino acids)
Biological process (GO): RNA 3'-end processing
Molecular function (GO): nucleotidyltransferase activity
Source: RefSeq, a predicted model, not a curated record